This is a messenger RNA of Pocillopora verrucosa, 1590 nucleotides long. RefSeq names its product low density lipoprotein receptor adapter protein 1-A. The record is from RefSeq and is a predicted model, not a curated record. NCBI's taxonomy places the organism in Eukaryota, Metazoa, Cnidaria, Anthozoa, Scleractinia, Pocilloporidae.
UUAUUGACAUUCCAUAAUAAAGAAUUCGAUUUUAAAUUAUAAUUUUGACACUAAGGAGGUAGGGAUCCGUCGACCGGAGAAUUAUUUCACAGCUUGCCAUGACGGGUGAAGAGGAAAGAGCUAAGAUUCUAACGGUUUUCUUAUGGGUGUUAUGAAAUCAAAACAACAAGAAACUGACACGAAACUGACCAAGAAGAAAACAGAACGCAACAUGGUCAAACGGAUAAGUUUAAAAAGUUUGAGGCAAGAAUACGAGUUGAAACCUUCCAGGAGUUUUAUCGUUCGCUUUGCAGGGAAAGCAGAGAGGAAAAACCCAAGCGGCGAGAACAUCGACGAAUGUCUGAAGAAAUUGUACAAGAAAGUUCAAGAUAAUAUAAAUGGAUUACCACGAGUUUGUUUGGAGAUUAACUCUGCAGAUGUUAAGAUUCGAUGGAUUCAGAGUGAAACCGAACAUCAAGAGGAAAUAGUAGUGCCCUUUACUCGAGUAUCUUUUGUUGUGGCAGAUAAAAAACAUCAACUGUUCGCUUUCAAUGACUUUGUUUCCCAGAAACCGAAAAAAGUUGAGUGUUAUGCUUUCAUUUGCACUGAGUCGGAGAAGUCUGAUGUGGUAGCGAACGCUUUCUCAGAAGCGUUCAAAGAAGUCCAGGAGAGACCAAGGAGAGGCUCAGGUCUCGACGCGAAAGUAGAAGCUUAGGAAAAAGUACUUGAGGACUUACAGUUGAUAUCAUUAGAGAUUAGGACUAAGACUAAUUAAUAAGAAGCGUUGUAAGAGAGUAUGUUUUGGUUUGCUUGUGAAGUGUGAAUUUACACAAGGAAACAAAACAAUUCCGUGUUACAAUCUGAUAAUUAAUUGUAUUUUAAGCCAUGAUCACUCGGUUGAUCUUAAAGAGAAGUAGGUAAAGGCAUAAACGUUUUUGCAGUGACAAUAUGAUAGAAUAGAAAAACCUUCCUUGCCUGCGCUUUGUUGGGUUUUCAGCUAGAAGGUUACGAUUGCAUAAACAGCUCUUAAAAAAACAAGAAAUUGUGAUCUAUUCGACAAGUUUAUACGAAAGACGAGACUGACUCAAGACUAUCAAUUACGUACGAGACAUUGUGUGUCUUUCAAGAAAAGUUAAACUUCCUUACACGCGACGGGCAGACUACGGUUCUUUAGGAAAAAAUCUUAUCGUUAACUGAGCGUCCUCGGAGAUACAAAAUCGCUUUAAACUAACAAUGAAUAUAUUAUGAAGGCACGAAAUGCUAUGCGUAAGUAAUUUGCACAAGACUUGAUGAUUGACAAAGAUCUUUCACAUAUUCACCUUCUACGGGCAUCAGGUUGUUUUGAUAGAUCAAGUGUAAUGAGGGAUUUGCAAAGAUGUUUAACUGAUACCGAUAAGACUCUUAAAAGAUUUCUCUCAGCCAUGCAUGUCCGAGAAACUCAAGACGAAGACGGUCUUGAGGAAGUGUAAGUUAGCGACUUCUUUGUUAUCUGGAGCUGAAACACGGGUUCUUUUGGUCUUUUUUCUCAUAUCAUUAAACAUUCAUUUCUGUCUUUACCAUUUCUUUUAUUCAUAUACAGUACCUACAAUAAUAAUAAACAUGAAAAAAUUA